Molecule: messenger RNA, 1609 nt
Organism: Annulohypoxylon maeteangense
Lineage: Eukaryota; Fungi; Ascomycota; Sordariomycetes; Xylariales; Hypoxylaceae
Exons: 1
Coding region: 281-1609 (442 amino acids)
Source: RefSeq, a predicted model, not a curated record
UGACGUUCUUGGUAGAAGCCCCCACAUGCCACAUGGCGCUAGAAAUUCCCGACAAGCAACUAUCAAAUGCUAUGCUACCUCGUCUAAGCACGCGUACCGUUCUUCAUUCCGAGCUUACUAUUAGCCUGUCAACCUGUACGACCGAAACACACGAAAUGCCUCUUGGAGCCACUAGAGGAGAUCGAUACCAGGGUCCCGGCUUCGGACGUACACGAAUCCUACGCUCUAUUCGCUAGGCGAAUUAUCCUAUAGGACGUCGGCUACGUGCUGUCAUUGCAUAAUGACGAAACCUGGGCUUAGCGGGUCCCGAGACCGCGGACUGGGAGACGAGCAUGCGAGGUACAAACGAACGCGUGGGGGAGACGAUGGGGGCGAAAGAGGUGGGAAACGUCUCAGGAGAGAAUAUGAUGGUGAUGAAUAUGAUCGCGAAGAGCGUGGAUCGAGAAGGAGAUCUGUAUCGUCGCCGGACGAGGCGCGAGAGACGAGGCGUCGGAGCCGCGACAGGUAUCAGCAUCGACAUUUCGAAGACGACCACACAUCACAAUUGAAAUCCAAAUCGACCAAUUCGUCACAUAGAGAAAGAAGAGAGCCAAGCCAUCCAAAUCGCGCUGCUGAACAUUCACCUUCGACGUCCUCGACCCGACACCAUCACCACUCCCACCAUCACCAUCAUCAUCACCGACACCGUCACCCUUCGAAGAACCCCAGCCACACCCCAAACGAACUGCCUUUCGGCGCACGACCUCUAGUCCGCUCCGAUCUCGACGCGUUUAAACCGCUUUUCGCACAAUACAUCGAAGUACAAAAGAACAAAGAUGCCGCAGCGAUGGACGAACGCGAGAUCAGAGGUCGCUGGAAGAGCUUCAUCGGCAAGUGGAACCGCGGCGAACUAGCCGAGGGUUGGUACCGUGCCGAGACGCUCGACUCGGCCAGGGAGGACGGUUUCGGCGCUGCUAUACAAACACAUACCACAACAGAGCAGGAAAAGCGCGGUAUCAAUAUCGACAAGUCCCCAUCUCCAGCAGCCUCGUUGUGCGGACAGAGUCCAAGUCACACACGCGAAGACCACUCCGACAACUCCGAGUCCGAGUCCGACUCCUACGGACCUACCCUCCCCCAAUCCUCCUCUACCGCCACAACCACAAAACACGGCCCCGACGUCCCAAGCCUACAAGACCUCUCCCUGCGCCGCGAAACCGCCGCAGAGGAACAGCAGCAACGCAUAGCGGAUCUCCGGGCCGAACGCAAGCACGACCGGAAACAGCAGCGGGAAAGACUCGAGGAGCUCGCGCCUCGCGCGGAACCGGGGACGCGGGAGCGGAAGCUGGAGAAGAAGCGCGAGGUCGGGGAUAAGAUGCGCGGGUUCCGGGAGCGGUCUCCCGGGGGGGAAGUAGGUGAGGCGGAGCUGAUGGGGGGAGGGGACGGGGUUGCGGAAUAUAAGAGGAUGAGGAAGGAGGGGGAGAGACGGAGGACGGAGCGAGAGGUUAGGAGGGAGGAGGAGGAGAGGGCUAGGGAGGCGGAGAGGGAGGAGCGGAGAAGGGUUUGGAGGGUUAGGGAGGAAGGGGUGCUGGAGGGGUUGAGGAGGAUUGCUAGGGAGAGGUUUGGGUAG